UUCAGGCUGACAUAUGAGUGAUAGGAAGACAGGCUCCAGCAGCAAUAGCAAUGCGAGAUCAAGGAUAGAGCUGAUAUAAGUGAUUCCAGGUUAAAUAAAAAGACGAUUUACUGUAGGUUAUUGAUUCAGUCUGCAAGAAGACAUCCCAUGAACAUGUCAGUUCUGGCUUUGCAGGAAUACGAAUUUGAAAGACAGUUCAACGAGAAUGAAGCCAUUCAAUGGAUGCAAGAAAACUGGAAGAAGUCAUUCUUAUUCUCUGCUCUCUACGCAGCCUUUAUAUUUGGUGGCAGACACUUGAUGAAACAGCGUGAAAAGUUUGAAUUACGGAAACUUCUAGUGCUCUGGUCAAUGAGCCUUGCAGUCUUUAGUAUUUUUGGUGCUGCCCGCACAGGGGGAUAUAUGGUGUAUAUCCUGAUGACCAAAGGGCUAAAGCAGUCAGUUUGCGAUCAGAGUUUCUACAAUGGACCAGUCAGCAAAUUCUGGGCUUAUGCAUUUGUGCUAAGCAAGGCUCCUGAGCUAGGAGACACAAUCUUCAUUAUACUGAGGAAACAGAAGCUCAUCUUCCUGCACUGGUACCACCACAUCACUGUGCUCCUCUACUCCUGGUACUCAUACAAGGACAUGGUGGCCGGGGGGGGCUGGUUCAUGACAAUAAACUACCUGGUGCAUGCAGUCAUGUACUCCUACUAUGCCUUGCGAGCAGCUGGCUUCCAGGUGUCCCGCAAGUUCGCCAUGAUCAUCACCCUCACGCAGAUCACCCAGAUGGUGGUGGGCUGCGUAGUCAACUACCUGGUCUUCUCCUGGAUGCAGCAAGGGCAGUGUCCGUCACACGUGCAGAACAUUGUGUGGUCCUCCCUCAUGUACCUCAGCUACUUUGUGCUCUUCUGCCGGUUCUUCUUUGAGGCGUACAUCCACAAGAGCAAAAAAAACACAGGCAAGGUCGAGUAGAACUGAGGAAAAGGACCCAAACCAUAGCUCAGGGCCUGGCGAUGACUAAUGCAGUGUUGUCGUUGAAAGGGAGUGUGAAACCAUAUCUGGCACAGCUUACACAACGCAGCCUGUCCAACAGCAAGCUUGGUUUAACCCAGUAAAUGUGUGAACCUUUUCUUUUCAAGGUUUGAGGACUGUCUGUGUUAUAUACACACAAAAAAAAAGAUGGACCAAUAAUGAAAGAUUCUUACCAAUAGUACCUAAUGCACUAGCACUGCAAAGAAGUACCAUAUUACUAGUAAAAUGAAUGAAAAGAAGUGAAAUUAUCCCUGUAAGGUGAGGGGGGGGGGGGGGGGUUCUGUUGCAAUUUUCAUUUUGUUUCCAUUCCACCCCUGACCCCUGCGUAGAGAAUUUUAGACAUGUCAAAAGGAAUAUAGGUAAUAACACCUGUAAGUGAGGUAAAUUAUGUUUUAAAUGCAUUUACAUCUAUACAGGAACCCUCCUGAUGUAAAUUGUGUGGAAAUAUUGAAAGGCAGUGUGAUUAUUAUUGCAAACUUCUUAAUCUUCAUCAAAUUAGGUCUGUUUCUUUGGAUAUAUUAAGCAAUAUUAUCUGUUUUUAGUAUGAAUUCUAAUCUGACUAAAAUAUUGAUUUUAAAAUACCUUUUAAAAGGGAUAACGCAGUUGUAUGAUCAAAAUAACGUAACCAAUAAUUGAAAUUAUCCCAAAAGGGAAACACCACUAUGUACUACUGCGGCAUCUGCCGUUUUUCUUUUUUUUUUUACUGAUCUCAUUCAUUUACAGUAACACAACACAUGGAAUUAAUGGACUUUCACACUGACAAUAAAGUGCACAGAGUUCAAAGACACUAGCUUGCCAUACUCUAGUACAGUGGUUCCCAACCCUAGUCCUGGGGACCCCCUCUGUCUGCUGGUUUUAAUUCCAAUUAUAACUAGACCCUUAAUUGAAAUGAUGAUUUGCUAAUUAGAACUUUUUAAUUGUUUCAGCUCUUAAACUGUUGCAGAGUUCAAGUUACUUAUAAAAUUAUAUUGUUAAUUCAAAAUCUGCAACUGUUUUAGAGCAGAAAACAAGUAAAAAGGUCUAAUUAGCAAAUGAUCAGUUCAAUUAAGGGUCUAGUUAACUAAUUGAGAGCUCAGUUGGAAUGAAAAUCAGCAGACGGAGGGGGUCCCCUGGACCAGGGUUGGGAACCACUGCUCUAGUACAUAUGUAAGAUACAGUAAUUUAAUUUCUAUUUGAAGGAAUAAAAACUGUAUGAAACAUAGCAAAUAAAAAAUGUGAGAGGUUAGUGGAACUUCUAACAAAUAUUAGUUAACAUAUCAAAUAUUCUUUGUAGUAAUUCAUACAACCAGAAGUAUUCUCAUGCACUGUGUACAUUAAAUGUGUUAGAUGAUGUGUAAGUAGGUAAUAUGCAAAACCCUGAUUCCACUGGUUUUUUUUUGUUUGUUUUUUUUUUUAAGUGGGGAAUUUACAAUCUUGUAUUGUAUUUUAAUUUCAUUUCAUAUAAGAGCCCUCUGAUACAUAGUUCUUCACGGGGCAAAGCCUUUCUUUAACUAUACCCAGGUUUGAGCUGUUUUUAUUUGUUUAAAAUUGACAUGCACUAUCAAAAGAGUACAGUAGUUUGUGCACCUUCAAAAAGUAUCAUAUACCCUUGAGGUAGAUAAAAAAAAAAUGCAUGGUUUGUUAGGCAGCAGCUUGGAUCAGCAGAAUCUAAAUACAGCUAACCAUAUCUGCUAAUGAAAGAAACUUCCACCCUUGGUAGCAUCCUAGUUUAACCUCAUAGUUCAACUAACACAAAUAAGUACAGUAGUUUCCUAAUGUUAUCAGCUUUUAUAAUGUGAUUACUUCAUUUGAGUGUUAGGUUAGAUAUCACAAACUGUUUAAUUUAUUCAAAGCAAAUGUUAAGCCAAUUUAAAUAUAAAUUCAUGUUCUUAAAAUUAGAAUUAUUAUAAUAUUCUUUACAGUGAAUAUACUAUUCUUUAUAAUGAAGUGCAUAGGAAAUCAGCAUGAUAGAAAACAGGAUAUUAUUGUAUGUAACCUAUGAAUAGAAAUGUGCUCAAAAUAUAAUACGGAAGGAACAUAUAUAUUAUCUUGUAUCAAGCUCUAUGCUUUUAAGAAAUGUUUGUGCUUGCAUACAACAAUUGUAGAGGGACAUAAUGUGCUGCUAUAGAUAUAUUUUACCUUUAAGGCUUUAUAAAAAGAUAUACAGUGACUGGGUGAUUUUGAUUGAUUGGUUGUCCGGUGUCUGUGCAUAUGAGUGCCAAUUCCAGCUAUUUUAAAAAGGGACACCAUAUGAAAAACAAAAUAUAUAUGUUGCUUGUUUAGUAAGAAUGUGAUGCAGCCAUAUUCAUAAAGUGUUAGAAUGACAGUCAGAAUAUUGCUAUCCUAUGAGUUUUCAAGCAUACUAACUAUUUAUCAAUACUGCUCAUGGAGAACAGUAUGUUGUAUCACUGUGGCCAGCCAUGCAAAGACGAGAUAUGUCUGUACAUUAGACAAUGUAUUACAUUUUUAUGAAGGUAGUCUAAAAGCAGUGUAUUGUUAUAUCUAUUACAGGCAAACCAAUUGUGAUUAGCAGUGUACUCUAGCACUGAAUUAAUAAGGUCAAACCGUAUUUCAUAGAGAUCAUUUUUUGUGUGCACAGCCCAAUCUCACGGGACGCUUUUUCAUUCACAAGGAAAGCACUGUACUAUGCUGUAGCGUUCUGUGUUGUCAAAGUUUUUGCUGAGGUUUGAUUUUUUUCAGAGUGACGGUCUUUGUAACAGAUCGUACAGAAAAAGGACCUGCUUACCUCUCUAAAACAGCCUCCCACACCAACCUGCGAUAUGACAGCUGUUAAAUAUUGCACUCUGUGUACCCAUUAGUUCAGGCUAAUUGUGUCUUGUUUUAGUCCUUUUCACUGUGUGUUCUGUGUAUUAGCUGCAGAUUCAACAUGGAUUAGCACCCAUGUUUACAUUGAAUUGUGUGUCUGCCUGUAUCAUUAAAAUACAUUCUUAAAUAACAAAAAA
This is a messenger RNA of Acipenser ruthenus (sterlet), 3950 nucleotides long. RefSeq names its product elongation of very long chain fatty acids protein 6-like. Gene Ontology annotation, biological process: very long-chain fatty acid biosynthetic process; sphingolipid biosynthetic process; fatty acid elongation, monounsaturated fatty acid. Bases 148 to 948 code for a protein of 266 amino acids. Gene Ontology annotation, cellular component: endoplasmic reticulum membrane; endoplasmic reticulum. The record is from RefSeq and is a predicted model, not a curated record. Lineage: Eukaryota; Metazoa; Chordata; Actinopteri; Acipenseriformes; Acipenseridae. The transcript has 4 exons. Gene Ontology annotation, molecular function: fatty acid elongase activity.